Molecule: messenger RNA, 939 nt
Organism: Melitaea cinxia (Glanville fritillary)
Lineage: Eukaryota; Metazoa; Arthropoda; Insecta; Lepidoptera; Nymphalidae
Product: hemicentin-2-like
Exons: 8
Coding region: 1-939 (312 amino acids)
Biological process (GO): synapse organization
Cellular component (GO): neuron projection membrane
Source: RefSeq, a predicted model, not a curated record
AUGGGGAGGUGCAGCCAAGAGCACAUUAACGUAGAAAGAGCACAGAGGGCCCUACUAAAGGUGAAAUGGCGAGUGGCUGGCGGGAUGGGCAUACCGUUCGCCGCUGCUGUUUUCUUCAUGCUGCCCCUCUUCACGUCUUCCACUGGAGAUAUACGACACCAUGGCACAUCAAGGGCUCGAGGAUGGCGGGGCAGUGCGCAGGCACCAGCAGACGUCACCGCCAACAACUCGGUGAGCAACGUCACUGCUCAACUAGGUGGAACAGCCUACCUUCAUUGUCUGGUGGGACACUUGAGCGAGAGAGGCCAAGUAUCGUGGAUUAGGAAACGAGAUUGGCACAUACUGAGCUCCGGGAAAUUCACGUACACCAAUGAUGAAAGGUUUCAGGUGCUUCACGGCGAAGGGUCAGAGGACUGGACCCUCCAAAUCAAGUUCGUUCAAAAAAGGGACAACGGGACGUACGAAUGUCAGGUUUCAACUCGUACCGGUAUUGUCUCACACUACGUGCGGCUACAAAUUGUCGUUCCCGAGGCAUUCAUCCUCGGCUCUGGCGAACACCACGUCGAUAUGGGCAGCGUCAUACAUCUCAUUUGUAUCGUGGAAAAGAGCCCAACACCACCCCAGUACGUCUUCUGGUAUCACAACGACCGAAUGAUAAACUACGACGCUACUCGUGGUGGCAUCACCGUGGAGACAGAGCCGGGAGCGCGCACGCAGUCCAGGCUGACAGUGAGGGGGGCGACCUUAAAGGACUCUGGGAAUUACACCUGCAGUGCAAGUAAUACGGAGCCAGCUUCGAUACAUGUCUUUGUGUCUGAAGGAAGCAACAAAAUGGCCGCUAUACUCCGUCGUAACACCAGCGCUAUUCACGGUAUAACGUCAAGCAUCACCUGUCUUCUCCUGUUUUGCUCAGUGAUGAUCCACUUUGGUCUCCGAUGA